Messenger RNA from Rotaria sordida, 1089 nucleotides. NCBI's taxonomy places the organism in Eukaryota, Metazoa, Rotifera, Eurotatoria, Philodinida, Philodinidae. The record is from the annotation of a GenBank genome assembly.
AUGCUUAAUGCUUAUCCUCAAUUGAAAGUUAUUCUUAUGUCUGCAACGAUUGAUGUAACGUUAUUUCGUCAAUAUUUUUUUAAUUGUUCAGUAGUAGAAAUUGAAGGACGAACAUUUGGUGUUCGAGAAUAUUUUCUUGAAGAUAUGAUUCAAUUACUUAAUUUUCAACCAAUGAAUUCAUUAACAAGUCGAAAACAAAAUAAUAAAAAUCGACAAUUACAAGAUGAUGAUGACGAUCUUGGAUAUGAAGAUUCACAAGCAGAUGAUAUUGAGGAUGUUAAUUGUAAUGCCAUAUGUGACAAAGAAUAUUCUCCACAAACAGCAGCAGCAAUGAGUCAAUUAAGUGAAAAAUCACUUUCAUUUGAACUAAUUGAAGCAUUAAUAAGUUAUAUCUGUAGUUUGGGUGAUGAUGGAGCUAUAUUAAUAUUUUUACCUGGAUGGAAUUUAAUUCAAGCAUUACUUAAAUAUUUUCAACAACAUCCAAGAUUUAGUAAAUUAUUUGUAAAAGGAUGUCUUUUCCAUUAUGGAAAAGCACUUUUUCGAAAGUUCAUGAAUUUAAAUUUAAAAACAGCAUACCAAGAUGAUGAAUCUCUACGUGUAUGGUUCAGGAGUUUUGCUGCAAUUGCACUAUUACCAGAAACUGAUAUGGACGAAGGAAAUCAUUAUCUACGUUCAACGAAACCAUUGUUAUAUGAAAAUGAAAUCAAUUCAUUUUUAGAUUAUCAUGAUAAAACAUAUGGUAUUAAUAGUAGAUUUCCACCAACUAUGUAUAAUCACUAUCGAAAUCUUAAUCCUCGUACAAUUAAUUAUCUUGAAGGACGUCAUAAUCGAUGGAAAAAAAGAUCAACGAAACCUCAUAAUGAUAUUUACAUCUGUAUUGAUAUGUUCAAACAUGAACAAUUGUUAGCAUCAGAUGAAAGACAAAGACAUGAAGCAGGAGCACCUCCACCAAAAAGACGAAAAAAAACUUGCAUAGCCGAAGAAUCAUUAUCUCGUUUAUGGGAUAAAUUAGAAAAAAAUCAGAUUACUAGAGACAAAUUUUUAAAGGGUGCAGGACUUCGUUAUUUUCAAUAUUUGAAAAUUGAAUAA